Diospyros lotus (date-plum) is the source of this 610-nucleotide messenger RNA. Its product is annotated as ubiquitin-60S ribosomal protein L40. NCBI's taxonomy places the organism in Eukaryota, Viridiplantae, Streptophyta, Magnoliopsida, Ericales, Ebenaceae. The record is from RefSeq and is a predicted model, not a curated record. Gene Ontology annotation, molecular function: protein tag activity; ubiquitin protein ligase binding; structural constituent of ribosome. Gene Ontology annotation, cellular component: cytoplasm; ribosome; nucleus. The transcript has 5 exons. Bases 57 to 443 code for a protein of 128 amino acids. Gene Ontology annotation, biological process: protein ubiquitination; modification-dependent protein catabolic process; translation.
CCUGACAUCCAUUUUUUUUGUUUCGACAGGGAGAGUGGAGGAGCAACAGGGCAGGGAUGCAGAUAUUCGUGAAAACCCUAACGGGUAAGACUAUUACCCUAGAAGUUGAGAGCAGUGAUACAAUCGACAACGUCAAGGCCAAGAUCCAAGACAAAGAAGGAAUCCCACCGGACCAGCAGCGUUUGAUCUUCGCCGGCAAGCAGCUCGAAGAUGGCCGCACUCUUGCCGACUACAAUAUCCAGAAAGAGUCGACAUUACAUCUUGUACUGAGGCUUAGAGGGGGGAUUAUAGAGCCUUCAUUGAUGGCUUUGGCUCGCAAAUACAACCAGGACAAGAUGAUCUGCCGGAAAUGUUAUGCUCGCCUCCAUCCAAGGGCUGUGAACUGCCGGAAAAAGAAGUGUGGCCAUAGCAAUCAGCUGAGGCCAAAGAAGAAGAUCAAGUGAGCACUUUCAGAGUAUUGCCUUUUCUGUGUUGAGGUGGAAUCUGGGCGUCAUUUUCUAGACAAAGCUACUUAUAAUAUGUUGGAACUCCUACUGUUGCAUUUUGCCAAGAUGAGAAUGUUUUAGAUGGAAUGAAUUUAUCAAUUUGAAGGAUUUGGUUGUUCCACUUA